AAAUUCAUGCUGAAGUGCAACUGAAGAAUUAUGGAAAAUUUCUUGAGGAAUACACAUCUCAGCUGAAGAGAAUCGAAGAUGCUUUGGAUGACUCUGUUGGAGAUGUUUGGGACUUCAGUCUUGAUCCCAUUGCAUUAAAGCUUUUGCCCUAUGAACAGUCCUCCCUCCUGGAACUCAUAAAGACAGAGAACAAGGUUCUAAAUAAAGUAAUAACUGUGUAUGCUGCUCUUUGCUGUGAAAUCAAGAAGUUAAAGUAUGAGGCAGAAACUAAAUUUUAUAAUGGCCUCUUGUUUUAUGGAGAAGGAGCCACAGAUUCCAGCAUGGUGGAGGGAGAUUGCCAAAUACAAAUGGGAAGAUUUGUUUGUUUCUUGCAGGAGCUGUCUUGCUUUGUGACCCGAUGUUAUGAAGUGGUGGUGAAUGUAGUGCAUCAGUUGGCUGUUCUGUAUACCAGCAACAAGAAUGCGCCUAAAAUUAUAGAGACCUCUGGAGUUCAUUUUCAGGCAAUGUAUGAACAUCUAGGAGAGUUGCUUACGGUCUUGAUCACUCUAGAUGAAAUAAUUGACUACCAUGCCACACUGAAAGAUCAUUGGACCAUGUAUAAGAGGCUACUAAAAUCUGUCCAUCACAACCCUUCGAAGUUUGGGAUUCAAGAGGAUAAACUGAAGCCAUUUGAAAAGCUGCUUUUAAAACUGGAAUGCCAGUUACUUGAUGGAAUGAUAUUUCAGGCCUGUAUAGAGCAGCAGUUUGAUCCUGUCAAUGGUGGAGUGUCCGUGUCGAAGAACGGCACAUUUGCUGAAGAAUUUGCUCAUACACUUCGCACGGCUUUCUCCAGUGUCGAAUCUAAACUUGGUGAACCUUCAGAGAUUGACCAGAGGGAUAAGUAUGUGGGGAUCUGUGGCCUCUUUGUACUGCAUUUUCACAUCUUUCGGACCGUGGACAAGAAGUUUUACAAGUCAUUGUUGGAUGUCUGUAAAAAGGUACCAGCCAUUACAUUAACAGCUAACAUCAUUUGGUUUGCUGACAACUUCCUGAUUCAGAAGAUCCCUGCUGCUGCCAAGCUUCUAGACAAGAAAAGUUUCCAUGUAGUUAAAACACAAAGGGAGAACUUCCUACAGCAGAGGGCACAGUCACUUACCAAAGAUAUGCAGUCAUACUAUGUUUUUGUGAGCUCGUGGAUGACAAAAAUGGAGUCUAUCUUAUCGAAGGAGCAACGCAUGACCAAGUUUGCUGAAGAUCUCUCCAACCGCUGCAAUGUCUUCAUCCAGGGUUUUCUUUACGCAUACAGCCUUAGCACCAUCGUGAAAACUACAAUGAACCUUUAUAUGUCAAUGCAAAAACCUAUGACCAAAACCUCAGUGAAAGCUCUGUGCAGACUUGUGGAACUUCUGAAGGCGAUAGAACACAUGUUUUACCGGAGAAGUAUGGUUGUGGCAGACUCUGUGACACACAUCACUCAGCAUCUGCAGUAUCAGGCUCUUCACUCCAUUGCUGUAGCCAAGAAAAGAGUAAUUUCUGAUAAAAAGUACAGUGAGCAGCGCCUGGAUGUCCUCUCUGCUCUGGUGUUGGCUGAGAACACCCUUAAUGGACCUAGCACAAAACAGAGGCGACUGAUUGUUUCCCUUGCACUAAGCGUUGGAACACAGAUGAAAACUUUUAAAGAUGAAGAACUCAUUCCCCUUCAGUUAGUUCUAAAAAAGCUAGACUUGAUCAGUGAGCUUACAGAGAGAGUUCGAGCACAAUGUGACUGUUGUUUCUUGUACUGGCAUCGAGCAGUCUUUCCAAUCUAUUUAGAUGACGUGUAUGAAAAUGCAGUUGAUUCUGCUAGACUACACUAUAUGUUUAGUGCCUUGAGGGACUGUGUACCUGCUAUGAUGCAUGCAAGGCACUUGGAGUCUUAUGAGGUGCUGCUGGAAUGCUAUGACAAAGAAAUCAUGGAAGUGCUCAAUGAGCACUUGCUGGACAAGUUAUGUAAAGAGAUAGAAAAAGACCUGCGCUUAUCAGUUCAUACACACCUAAAGCUGGAUGACAGAAACCCCUUCAGAGUUGGUAUGAAGGAUCUAGCUCACUUCUUCUUCCUGAACCCAAUACGUUUUUUCAACCGAUUCAUUGACAUAAAAGCUUAUGUAACUCACUAUUUGGACAAGACCUUCUACAACUUAACAACUGUAGCUCUUCAUGACUGGGCUACCUACAGUGAGAUGAGAAACCUUGCAACUCAGCGCUAUGGUUUAAGUAUGACUGAGGCACAUCUUCCCAGCCAGACUCUGGAACAGGGUCUGGAUGUUUUGGAAAUCAUGAGAAAUAUCCAUGUUUUUGUAUCCCGCUACCUCUACAAUCUGAAUAAUCAGAUCUUCAUUGAAAGAACAAGUAAUAACAAACACUUGAACACCAUCAAUAUCCGACACAUUGCCAAUUCGAUUCGAACUCACGGAACAGGAAUCAUGAACACAACAGUAAAUUUCACUUAUCAGUUUUUGAGGAAAAAGUUUUACAUUUUUAGCCAGUUCAUGUAUGAUGAACAUAUCAAAUCCAGGCUUAUCAAGGACAUCAGGUUCUUCAGGGAAGUCAAGGAUCAAAAUGAUCACAAGUAUCCCUUUGAAAGAGCAGAUAAAUUCAACCGUGGCAUCAGGAAACUUGGAAUGACCCCAGAUGGCCAGAGCUAUCUUGACCAGUUCAGACAACUCAUAAGUCAAAUUGGUAACGCUAUGGGUUAUGUACGGAUGAUAAGAUCUGGUGGACUUCACUGCUGUAGCAGUGCAAUUAGGUUUGUUCCUGAUCUGGAAGAUAUUGUUAACUUUGAAGAGCUGGUGAAAGAAGAAGAACUCUCAGAAGAAACCCAAAAAGCAGCAAGACAGUUGGACUCUGUCCUCAGUGACCUCACCCGGAACUUUGCAGAAGGAACAGAGUACUUCAAGAUGCUUGUGGAUGUGUUUGCUCCUGAAUUCCGCAGCCCGAAGAACAUGCAUUUGCGGAACUUCUACAUAAUUGUUCCCCCUCUGACCCUCAAUUUUGUAGAACAUUCAAUCAGCUGCAAGGAGAAACUGAAUAAGAAGAAUAUAAGUGGAGCAGCUUUCACUGAUGAUGGGUUUGCCAUGGGUGUGGCUUACAUUCUGAAGCUUUUGGAUCAGUACCAGGAGUUUGAUUCUCUGCACUGGUUCCAGUCUGUUAGAGAGAAGUAUGUGAAGGAAAUCAGAGCAGUAGCUAAGCAACAGAACGUGCAGUCCACUAAUCAAGAUGAAAAACUACUACAAACGAUGAACCUCACUCACAAACGACUGGAAGUUUGUUUACAGGAAUUUGAGCUCCUUUAUUUCUCACUAAGUAGCGCAAGAAUUUUUUUCAGAGCAGAUAAAACUGCAGCAGAAGAAAGCCAGGAAAAGAAAGAAAAAGAAGAAGAAUCUGGUAAAGCAAACAAUGGAGACCUUUCCAACCCUACGCCUGCAGAGCCUGUUGUGAAAUGA
Messenger RNA from Acanthisitta chloris (rifleman), 3461 nucleotides. It is a transcript of the gene WASHC4, whose product is annotated as KIAA1033 ortholog. Lineage: Eukaryota; Metazoa; Chordata; Aves; Passeriformes; Acanthisittidae. Gene Ontology annotation, biological process: endosomal transport; endosome organization. The transcript has 32 exons. The annotation marks the transcript as partial. Gene Ontology annotation, cellular component: endosome; WASH complex. The record is from RefSeq and is a predicted model, not a curated record.